AUGGUUGUUCAACAAAAAGUUGAAGAAAUUAUCAUGUUGUGCAAGACAAUUGAGACUGGAAAGUACAAGUGUGCUCAGUAUUGGCCAUUGAAUCCGAAAGAAAAAAGAGAGUUCAAAAACGGAAUUACCGUUGAAAACAUGAACGGAACAGUCCCUUUAGCAAGAGAUCCUGAUAUUCAUUGCACAGACCUUCUCGUGACAAACUGUGGUCAAUCAAUGAAAGUGAGACAUCUUCAUUGGAGUGAAUGGCCAGACCGUGGAGUUCCGCCGUGUAAAUUGACAAGUAUGGAGUUGUUGUCCACAGUUCGUGGUUCAAAACUUCCGGUUAUUGUCCAUUGUUCUGCUGGAAUCGGACGUACUGGAACAAUUGUUGCGAUUGAGUACAUUUUGGAAAAGAUAUUGGAAAACAAGUCAGUUCCUCCAAUGCCAGAACUUUUCAAAGGUCUUCGUGAUCAACGUGCAUAUUCCAUUCAAACUGAUCUCCAAUAUCUCUACAUCCAUCGUGUAAUGCUCAGUUAUUUCCUCGAUAAGUACAGGGACCGGUAUUCCGCAUUGCUCCACCCUGAAAAUGCUCAGAAAUACGAGAAAUUUAUCAAGGACUACAAUUUGGCUACGGGGCAGUGA
Caenorhabditis remanei is the source of this 624-nucleotide messenger RNA. RefSeq lists its product as uncharacterized. Gene Ontology annotation, biological process: protein dephosphorylation. The transcript is spliced from 3 exons. NCBI's taxonomy places the organism in Eukaryota, Metazoa, Nematoda, Chromadorea, Rhabditida, Rhabditidae. The record is from RefSeq and is a predicted model, not a curated record. Gene Ontology annotation, molecular function: protein tyrosine phosphatase activity. The coding region runs from base 1 to 624 and encodes 207 amino acids.